AUGGCGUGCAAACUAAUCGUUCUGUGCUGCGUUUUGGUGGCGGUCUUCGCUGACGAGAAAUACACUGAUAAGUAUGACGGGAUCAAUCUGCAGGAGAUCUUGGACAACCGGCGUCUCUUGCUGGCUUACGCCAACUGUCUUUUGGACAAGGGCAAGUGUAGUCCCGAAGGAAAGGAAUUGAAAGACCACGUCCAAGACGCACUAGAAACAGGGUGCGCCAAAUGCACGGAGACACAAAAGAAUGGCAGUUACACAAUGAUCGAGCACCUGAUUAACAAGGAGAAGGAAAUUUGGGAGGAACUGAGCGCUAAAUACGACCCAGAGGGCAAAUACAAGAAACAGUACGAGGAACAAGCGAAGCAGAGAGCCUUUAUAACUGCUGAUGAAUAUACGGACAGAUAUGACGGCAUAAACGUGGACGAAAUUUUGCAAAACCAACGCCUAGUGACGUCAUAUGUAAAAUGUCUAUUGGACAAAGGCCGGUGUACGCCCGAAGGAAACGAAUUGAAAGUGCACAUAAAAGAUGGUAUGCAAACUGGCUGUUCCAAAUGCACGGACACACAAAGGCACCAAGCAAGAAAAGUGGUGAAGUUCCUUCGUGAACACCAAGAUAACUAUUGGAAAGAUAUCGUAGUGAAGUAUGAUCCUAAGAACGAGUUCAAAGAUGUGUAUGAGGCUUUUUUGGCGAGUGAUGAGUGA
Messenger RNA from Leptosia nina, 699 nucleotides. The record is from the annotation of a GenBank genome assembly. Lineage: Eukaryota; Metazoa; Arthropoda; Insecta; Lepidoptera; Pieridae.